UUUGUAGGUUGAUAGAAUUGUUUCCGAGUGGAAAUUGGUGGCGAGCCCGUACACGACAACCGGUGGGGUUUAUUUUCCCUUGCCUAGCUUUUCGAACGCACUCGGUAAAGCAGAGCCAAGAAACCCGAGUUUUCCGGGCCCCCCCGCUGGCGUCAUCAAUUUCUGGGGCCAGCAAUUUUCCCAGCGGAAUGUGCGGCUUGACAUUUGCAUUACGCAGUUGAAAAGUUAAUAUUUCAUCGCACGGAAGAAUACAUACCGUGCUGAUAGUUAGCAGAAGAUGCGCAUUCGUUGUUAGGUGCGAGCAAAGUGACCCAGAUCGAACGGUUGGCGUGCAUAUUUGUUAUUUACGCCCCCGUCGUGCGUUACGAAGAAGACGGUAGGGCACUGUGUCGGGUACGGAACCUGUCCAGAGGACAUGGAGGACGAGUUGGAAGAUAAGAUACUGUAUCAAACGUUGUCCAAGUCGCACAUGAAGCUGCUUUCGAAGUUUGCAGUCGGCGUUACGCCGCUCAACAGCUCGCUCAGCUACGUCUGGAAAGUAAUGCGGGUGUACCUGUUAAAGCCGGAGGUGCUCAUCGCCGGUCUGCUGAUUUGUCUGUUCGUCCUGUAUCUGCAAGCAGCCGAAGUAUGGAGCCGCGGUUUCAUCGGACGCAUCAGCAACUCGCUCGGUCUGGGCGGGAAGGCUGGCGGACGGUCCGGGAAGCUUUCGAUGUUGGCCUCAGCUGCGGAAAAGAACAGCUGGGACGAGCGCACCACCGGAAGUGCCGUAUACGCCGUCCAAGGCCGUCGUGCAAAGAUGGAAGACAGAUUUGUGAUAAGUGAAAACAUUAACGGCAUAUCCCUGUUUGCGAUCUUCGAUGGGCACGGUGGUGAAUAUGCAGCGGAAUACGCCAAGAACGUACUGAUAAAGAACAUUCACCAGAAGCUGAUGCAAUCAUCGGCCAUCGCUGAUGGAAAGGAACCACCUGCACCAAAGUCGGGCCUUUGUGCUGAUGCGCAGGAAGCGAAGGCUGACGAUGAGAAAGACACGGAAAAGAGCUCGGAUAAGGAGCAGGAAGUAAAUGAGCGGUACAAGCUAAACGCGCACAACGGCAACGAUGAUGUUUCGGCAACCGUACAACGGCGGCAAAGCUUUCGCAAAUCAAAGACUGAGGAUACGGUCGGUACCGGUGGCGGAGGAACAGGCGGUAGCAAUGGAGGUGGUGGUAGUGCAGCAGUCAGCAGUAAUCAGCUGUUGGAGAAUGACCUGCUGAGCAAGUACAUGGGCAAUCAAUCGCCGGCAAGACAACAGGUGAAGAAGAACCUCCUGAACGGUACAUCGGGCAGUGGCCCUGAGCCGGUGAAACCGAAAACGUACGAUGCACGGUGCUACGUACAAAAUGGAAGCAUUAACUUUGGCAAGAUCAUCACUGAUGAGGUGCUGGCAGCUGAUUAUGAUCUUGUUGAGGCGGCAAAAAAAUUGUCAGAUUUUGCUGGAACGACCGCCCUGAUUGCCGUCAUUCAUCGCAGCAAGCUGAUAGUGGCCAACGUUGGCGAUUCGCGUGGAGUGAUGUGUGACUACAAGGGUAACGCGAUCCCAUUGUCUUUCGAUCACAAACCGCAGCAGGUACGGGAGCAGAAACGCAUUGCCGAUGCCGGUGGAUUCAUCGCUUUCAAGGGUGUGUGGCGAGUGGCGGGCAUUCUGGCCACAUCACGCGCCCUUGGAGACUAUCCUCUGAAGGAGAAAAAUUUGGUCAUUGCCAAUCCGGACGUCCUUUCGUUCGAUUUAAUCGAUCACAGGCCCCAAUUCCUGAUUCUUGCAUCCGAUGGACUUUGGGAUACGUUCACGAACGAGGAAGCGGUUGCGUUCGUUCGGGAACGGUUGGAUGAACCGCAUUUUGGAGCGAAAAGUAUCGCAUUACAAUCGUACAACCGUGGCUCGGUGGACAAUAUCACGGUGCUUGUGAUCGUGCUGAAGAAUGGUCGAUUCGAGAUUGGUUCAUCGAGUAACUAGGCAGGAGUCAAACCUACAUCUAACCUACUUGUUAUUCUACUGUAUUGCAUUAUUUUCACUGAUUUGUGUUUUAAUUAACUGUGCUAUCAAUGUGUUGUUUUUAUUUAUCGGCAAAGAUCUCUUUUACUUGAUGUUUUCCUCUCGAUCUUUGCACGUAUGAGUCAACCGUAUUGAUCAUUGAUCAUUGGCUGGCUUCAUUUCCACUUUUUAUGUGUUUAAUUUUAAUUUAAUCAAUGCUCCGCCCAAAGAAGAAAUCAAAACACACAUCUUUUCGAUAAGUAACAAUGGAUAGGUUAAAGGAAAGAUAAGGAGAAAUUAGUUGAUUUAAAUGCUAUUGGAUUACGCUAAGCUGUAAGCUAUCCUUUCUACAACGGUAAAACAAAAAGGAGAAGAACAGAAGACAGCUAAACUAAACAUACGAACAACAUAGAUGGUAGUAUUUUAGCGUAAAAUUCAAUAUUAUUGUAAAUCAAUACAUUUACCGCAUGACACACACUGGACGACACGUCUUUCGGUAUUGUGGUGUUUAGUUGCACUGUGUUUCUAUCUACUGAUUUUGUUAAGUGCACCCACCGAGUGCAUCCAUCCCUUAGUUUAGUGUGAGCAUUUUCAACGUAUUAUUCAGAAACGAUACGUAAACACGAUAGUAUAAGAUGUAACGUUAAUGUGGACGGGAAUGAUCUCCUCUCCUUCGAUGAUAUGAUUUCAAUAGAACAAAAAAAAAAGAUUUCGUUUCUUUGUUUUAUGUAGCGAACAAAAUUUGGGUACAAAUGUUUUUUGUUAUUUGGAUAAAAUCAAGAAACGAUAAAAAAUAUUUGCUCAAAACGAAUAGGAAAAAUUACAUAGGAACUUUUCAGUGAAAUUUUAUUCGAGCUUAUGCAUUAAGAAAGCGAACCACACAUUCUUAUGAUCAUUUGGUACACGUGAAGCUUGAUGCCUCCUAUUAGAAGAACAGGGAGGAAAUAUAGCUACCGCUAAAUAGAAUUGCUAGAUUGGUGCCAAAUUAAGAGCAAACACGAAUUACCGAUAGCCUCUAUAGCUAGGCACGACUUUCAAAUACUGUGCAGCUAUCGAUUUCUAGUGCAAAAUUUGUAAUUUAGAAACGUAAGGCAAAAUGCGCGUGUGUGCAAGAAGCUCUUGCACCUUUACAAUCAGUUUAGGGAAAAAGCUCUGUCCAAGCAGAAUGGUAGUGCGAAUUUUGAGCGAACGAACGAACUUACUUAAGAAAUAAGCGUAGUGAAAACGGAAAGCAGCUGUGUGGAAUAUGUGGAAGGAUUGUUAACACAUUAGCGAGGAUUGAAUUUUUUGCAUCAAUUUGUACGAUAAGAGGGGCUGUUGGGCCGUUGCUGUAUCCCUUUUUGCCCGGCCCCUACAUUCUCGACACUGUCAUUUAAUCUCUACUUUCUUAACAUGCCUUAACUCCACUUUAGAAAGACAAACAUGGUACGUAGCAGGGUGAACUAAUAAGUCACCACAACCACACACACGAAGCAUUGUUUCGAUAUUGUGCAAGUGUACAUAUCAUUCGCAGGAAGAGUAGAAUGAAUCAGAAUCUUUGAAUAAAACCUCAACCAACUAAAUCCUUUCGAAGACUU
Messenger RNA from Anopheles moucheti, 3588 nucleotides. RefSeq names its product protein phosphatase 1L. Lineage: Eukaryota; Metazoa; Arthropoda; Insecta; Diptera; Culicidae. The record is from RefSeq and is a predicted model, not a curated record. Gene Ontology annotation, cellular component: cytosol; nucleus. Gene Ontology annotation, biological process: positive regulation of canonical NF-kappaB signal transduction; protein dephosphorylation; positive regulation of canonical Wnt signaling pathway. Bases 416 to 1993 code for a protein of 525 amino acids. The transcript has 4 exons. Gene Ontology annotation, molecular function: protein serine/threonine phosphatase activity; cation binding.